Camelina sativa (false flax) is the source of this 6005-nucleotide messenger RNA. Lineage: Eukaryota; Viridiplantae; Streptophyta; Magnoliopsida; Brassicales; Brassicaceae. The record is from RefSeq and is a predicted model, not a curated record.
UCUUUUUCUGUGUGUAAAGGAAGAUUCAAAAUCGACGAGUACUAUAUCAAUUCCUUAAUUCGUUUCUUCCUGGUAGAGCAAUCGCAUUAACCCAAAACCCCACUCCACGAAUCUUAUCCUCGUCUCUCCUAUUCCCGCUUCACCUCUCUUACACAUAUAUAACUACAAAAAGGGGGGGCGAAGAAGAAGAUGGGUAUUAAGAUAAUCUUCCUAGAGGAAUCUGUGAUUCAUCAUCAGCUAUGGCGAGUACUAGUGGUGGAAGAGGUGGUGAAGAUGGUCGGCCGCCUCAAAUGCAGCCGGUUCGGUCUCUUUCUCGGAGGAUGACUCGAGCUGGUACCAUGAUGAUUGAUCAUCCUAACGAAGAUGAAAGUGCUAUUGACAGCGAGCUUGUUCCUUCUUCUCUUGCUUCCAUUGCUCCCAUUCUUCGUGUUGCUAAUGAUGUUGAAGAAGAUAACCCUAGGGUUGCUUACCUCUGUCGCUUCCACGCAUUUGAGAAGGCUCAUAGAAUGGAUCCAACAUCAAGUGGACGAGGCGUUCGUCAAUUUAAGACCUAUCUAUUGCACAAAUUAGAGAAGGAGGAAGAGACUACAGAACCUAUGUUGGCGAAGAGUGACCCGAGAGAAAUUCAGAUUUACUAUCAGAAGUUUUAUGAGGAUAAUAUACAAGAUGGAGAAGGGAAAAAGACACCGGAGGAGAUGGCCAAGCUUUACCAGAUAGCGACCGUCUUGUAUGAUGUUUUAAAGACAGUGGUUCCUCAAGCAAGAAUAGAUGAACAGACCCGUAGGUAUGCUGAAGAAGUUGAAAGAAAGAAGGAACAAUAUGAGCACUACAAUAUUCUUCCGCUUUAUGCUGUAGGGGCUAAAACCGCAGUGAUGGAACUUCCUGAGAUUAAGGCCGCAAUUCUGGCUGUCUGUAAUGUGGACAAUCUUCCUCGGCCAAGAUUUCAUUCAGGCUCGACCAACCUGGAUGAAGUGGAGAGAGAAAGUGGCAGAUCUUUUAAUGAUAUUCUCGAGUGGCUUGCUUUGGUUUUUGGUUUUCAGCGAGGAAAUGUAGCUAACCAGAGGGAGCAUCUCAUACUGCUACUUGCCAACAUUGAUGUGAGAAAAAGGGAUCUCGAGAAUUAUGUCGAGUUGAAGCCUAGCACCGUGAGGAAGUUGAUGGAAAAGUAUUUCAAGAAUUAUAGGUCGUGGUGCAAGUAUUUGCGGUGUGAAUCUUAUCUGAGGUUCCCUCCAGGUUGCAAUGAGCAACAAUUGAGCCUUCUAUACAUUGGCUUGUAUCUUCUCAUAUGGGGUGAAGCAUCAAAUGUUCGCUUCAUGCCUGAGUGCCUUUGCUACAUUUUCCACAACGUAGGUUCUAUAAUUAUCUCCUCUAAUCUUUUCCUUANCCCGGUAACUGGGGACACAUAUGAGGCAGGUGCACCAGACGAAGAAGCAUUCUUAAGGAAUGUUAUAACACCAAUCUACCAGGUCUUACGUAAGGAAGUCAGGAGAAACAAAAUGGGAAAGGCAAGCCAUUCAAAAUGGAGAAACUACGAUGAUCUGAAUGAGUACUUUUGGGAUAAGAGGUGUUUUAGGCUGAAAUGGCCAAUGAACUUUAAGGCAGAUUUUUUCAUCCACACUGAUGAGAUCUCACCACUUCCGAAUCAGAGACAUGACCAAGUCACUCAUGGAAAAAGGAAACCCAAAACUAAUUUUGUUGAAGCUCGCACGUUUUGGAACCUCUAUCGAAGUUUCGACCGAAUGUGGAUGUUCCUUAUAUUGUCUCUACAGACUAUGAUAAUAGUUGCAUGGCACCCGUCAGGAUCUAUUCUUGCCAUUUUUUCUGAGGAUGUCUUUAGAAACGUAUUGACCAUCUUCAUCACUUCAGCUUUUCUUAAUCUUCUACAAGCGACACUGGAUUUGAUUCUUAGUUUUGGUGCUUGGAAGAGCCUAAAGUUUUCCCAAAUUAUGCGGUACAUCACAAAAUUUUUAAUGGCAGCCAUGUGGGCCAUCAUGUUGCCAAUUACUUACUCGAAGUCAGUCCAGAAUCCAACUGGACUAAUAAAGUUCUUCAGCAACUGGGUUGGGAGUUGGCUUCAUCAGUCGUUAUACGACUAUGCUAUUGCCUUAUAUGUCUUACCAAAUAUUUUGGCUGCUGUGUUUUUCUUACUUCCACCUCUGCGGAGAAUCAUGGAGCGAUCAAACAUGCGGAUUGUCACAUUUAUCAUGUGGUGGGCUCAGCCAAAAUUGUAUGUUGGCAGAGGCAUGCAUGAAGAAAUGUUUGCACUUUUCAAGUAUACAUUCUUUUGGGUCAUGCUGUUACUUAGCAAGCUCGCCUUCAGCUAUUAUGUGGAGAUAUUACCUCUUGUCAACCCAACGAAGCUAAUAUGGGAUAUGCAUGUCGUAAAUUACCAGUGGCACGAGUUCUUUCCAAAUGCCACUCAUAACAUUGGAGUAAUCAUAUCCAUAUGGGGUCCGAUUGUCUUGGUUUAUUUUAUGGAUACGCAAAUAUGGUAUGCCAUAUUCUCUACUCUAUUUGGUGGGAUUUAUGGAGCCUUCAGCCAUCUCGGGGAGAUUCCAAUAGCAUUAGACAUGGCGAAAGAUUUCAAGGGAAAAGAGGACGUCGACUUAUUCAAGAAAAUUAAAAGUGAAUACUAUAUGCAUUACGCAGUGGUUGAGGCUUAUGAAACCGUGAGAGACAUAAUAUAUGGUCUUCUUCAAGAUGAAUCUGAUAAACGGAUUGUAAGGGAGAUUUGCUAUGAAGUAGAUAUUAGCAUCCAACAACACAGAUUUUUGAGUGAAUUCCGGAUGACUGGUAUGCCUUUGCUCAGUGACAAGCUAGAGAAAUUCUUAAAAAUCCUGCUAAGUGAUUAUGAUGAAGAUGAAACCUACAAGUCUCAGAUAAUUAAUGUUCUCCAGGAUAUUAUUGAAAUCAUCACGCAGGAUGUUAUGGUUAAUGGUCACGAAAUCCUUGAAAGGGCUCAUUUACAGAGUGGUGGUAUUGAAAGCGACAAAAAAGAACAAAGGUUUGAAAAGAUAGAUCUUCGUUUGACUCAGAACAUAUCUUGGAGGGAAAAGGUUGUAAGACUUUUGUUACUUGUGACUGUUAAAGAAUCCGCAAUAAAUAUCCCUCAAAGUUUGGAAGCUCGUCGCCGUAUGACAUUCUUUGCAAAUUCCUUAUUCAUGAAUAUGCCAGAUGCUCCCCGAGUUCGUGACAUGUUAUCCUUUAGUGUCUUAACUCCUUACUACAAAGAGGAUGUUCUCUACUCGGAGGACGAACUGAACAAGGAAAACGAAGAUGGAAUAACUAUUUUGUUUUACCUCCAGAGGAUAUAUCCUGAGGAAUGGUCAAAUUAUUGUGAACGUAUAAAUGAUGUGAAACGGAAUUUAUCUGAGAAAGACAAGGCAGAGCAACUCCGUCAGUGGGUAUCUUAUAGAGGCCAGACCCUUUCAAGGACAGUUAGGGGAAUGAUGUACUACAGAGUGGCUCUCGAACUUCAGUGUUUCCAGGAAUACACUGGAGAAAAUGCUACCAAUGGUGGCUAUCUUCCCUCAGAAUCAAAUGAAGAUGAUCAAAAGGCUUUUAGUGACCGUGCACGAGCUCUUGCAGAUUUAAAAUUCACAUAUGUCGUGUCAUGUCAGGUCUAUGGGAACCAGAAAAAGUCAAGUGAUAGCCGGGACCGGAGUUGUUACAAUAACAUUCUACAGCUCAUGCUAAAGUAUCCGUCCUUGCGGGUUGCCUAUAUAGAUGAAAGGGAGGAGACAAUUAAUGGAAAAUCACAGAAAGUAUUCUACUCUGUGUUGCUCAAAGGAUGUGACAAAUUAGAUGAGGAAAUAUAUCGUAUCAAACUUCCCGGCCCUCCCACUGAAAUUGGCGAAGGAAAACCCGAGAAUCAAAACCAUGCCAUCAUUUUCACUCGUGGUGAAGCACUCCAGACCAUAGACAUGAAUCAGGACAACUACUUUGAAGAGUCUUUCAAAAUGAGAAAUGUGCUACAGGAAUUUGAUGAAGGUCGACGUGGCAAGAGAAAUCCUACAAUUUUGGGUAUUCGUGAACACAUAUUUACUGGAAGUGUUUCAUCACUAGCUUGGUUCAUGUCGAAUCAAGAAACAAGUUUUGUAACCAUUGGUCAACGUGUUCUAGCAAAUCCUCUGAGGGUGCGUUUCCAUUAUGGCCAUCCUGAUAUAUUUGAUAGAAUCUUCCACAUCACGAGGGGAGGCAUUAGCAAGGCUUCAAAGAUAAUAAACUUAAGCGAAGAUAUCUUUGCAGGGUACAAUUCAACUCUUCGUGGGGGUUACAUCACACAUCACGAGUAUAUUCAAGCAGGGAAAGGGCGUGAUGUAGGGAUGAAUCAGAUUUCGUUUUUUGAAGCCAAAGUUGCGAAUGGAAAUGGAGAACAAACACUAAGUCGUGACGUUUACCGACUUGGACGCCGCUUUGAUUUUUACAGGAUGCUCUCAUUCUACUUCACCACAGUUGGUUUCUAUUUCAGUAGCAUGAUAACGGUGCUCACGGUAUAUGUGUUCCUCUAUGGGCGUCUUUAUCUGGUUUUGAGCGGAUUGGAAAAGGAGAUCCUGCAAAGUGCAACUGUACAUCAGUCCAAAGCCCUCGAGGAGGCAUUAGCAGCCCAAUCUGUUUUUCAGCUAGGUUUUUUGAUGGUUCUACCAAUGGUUAUGGAAAUUGGCCUAGAAAAAGGGUUCCGAACAGCCUUGGGUGAUUUCAUUAUAAUGCAGCUUCAGCUUGCCUCUGUUUUCUUCACGUUUCAGCUGGGAACAAAAGCGCAUUACUUUGGAAGGACGAUUUUGCACGGAGGCUCUAAGUACCGAGCAACUGGUCGAGGGUUUGUUGUUUUCCAUGCUAAAUUUGCGGAAAACUAUAGGUUAUACUCGCGAAGCCACUUUGUUAAGGGACUGGAGUUAGUCAUACUACUAAUUGUGUAUCAAGUUUAUGGAAGUUCGUACCGUAGCUCAAGUCUUUACAUUUACAUCACAUUUUCAAUGUGGUUCCUGGUGACUUCUUGGUUGUUUGCGCCAUUUAUAUUCAAUCCAUCUGGGUUUGAGUGGCAAAAGACGGUGGACGAUUGGACUGACUGGAAACGAUGGAUGGGAAACCGCGGUGGAAUUGGAAUAGUUCUUGACAAAAGUUGGGAAUCAUGGUGGGAUACAGAGCAAGAACACCUCAAGCACACAAAUUUAAGAGGAAGGGUUCUCGAGAUACUUCUCGCACUGCGUUUCCUCCUUUACCAGUAUGGAAUUGUCUACCAUCUCAACAUCGCUCACCGGCACACAACAUUUCUGGUUUAUGGACUCUCUUGGGCUGUCUUGCUGGCAGUUCUUCUUGUGUUAAAGAUGGUAUCAAUGGGUAGACGGAAAUUUGGUACAGAUUUUCAGGUUAUGUUCAGGAUUCUCAAGGCGCUUCUCUUCCUUGGUUUCUUGUCAGUCAUGACUGUAUUAUUUGUAGUUUGCGGCCUCACGAUCGCAGAUCUCUUUGCUUCCAUCCUCGCUUUCUUGCCUACUGGUUGGGCUCUUCUUCUUAUCGGGCAAGCGCUGCGCAGCGUGUUCAAAGGAUUAGGAUUCUGGGACUCGGUUAAAGAGCUAGGGAGAGCUUAUGAGUACAUAAUGGGGCUUCUGAUAUUCACACCCAUUGCGGUCUUGUCGUGGUUCCCAUUUGUGUCUGAGUUCCAGACCAGAUUGUUGUUUAAUCAAGCCUUCAGUCGCGGUCUGCAGAUCUCUAUGAUUCUUGCCGGGAAGAAAGACAAAGACACACCUUCCACCAAGUAGUGUGGCUCAACCGCUCUCUUCUUCUUCUCCAUUUUUUCUUUCAUCUCCAUUCUUUUUAUCUGUUAUUGCUGUUAAAUUAAUUGUCUUUGAGAUCAUAGAAAGAAUUGUUUAGACCACCUGAGAUAAGACCUCAUCAUACGCAUAGUAAAUGUUGUUGUUCAGCCUAGGCCAUUUGUUCAAGUAGGUGUAUGUAUACACAAUUCCUUUGGACAUAUAAACAUGAUUCAAAAAGCUUUUAACCAUUAA